This is a messenger RNA of Triticum turgidum subsp. durum (durum wheat), 3966 nucleotides long. The record is from the annotation of a GenBank genome assembly. Lineage: Eukaryota; Viridiplantae; Streptophyta; Magnoliopsida; Poales; Poaceae.
AUGCCGUCCUCGUCGCCCCCGCCGCCGCCUCCCGGGGCGUCCGGCGACGCGGUGCCGCCGUGGCUCAAGGCCCUGCCGCUGGCGCCCGAGUUCCACCCCACGGCGGCCGAGUUCGCCGACCCCGUCGCCUACCUGCUCAGGAUCGAGCCCGCCGCGGCGCCCUUCGGCAUCUGCAAGGUCGUCCCGCCCUGCGCGCGCCCGCCCCGCAAGGCCACCCUCGCCAACAUCGCCCGCUCCCUCGCCGCCAACGACAAGGCCGACGCCGACGACCACGCCCAGUCCCCGCCGUCCUUCCCCGUCCGCCACCAGUACCUCGGCCUCUGCCCGCGCCGCCCGCGCCCCGCGCUCCAGACCGUCUGGCUCUCCGCGCGCCGCUACACGCUCCCGCAGUUCGAGUCCCGGGCGGCCGCCGCCCGCGCCCCGCUCCUCGCCCGCCUCGGCGUCCCCGCCGCCAAGCACCAGGGCGACCGCCUCCCCCCGCUCGACCACGAGGCGCUCUUCUGGCGCGCCGCCUCCGCCGACCGCCCCAUCACCGUCGACUACGCCAGCGACAUGCCCGGCUCCGGCUUCCCCCCCUGCGCCGCGCGCUCCGCCCAGGGCCAGCAGCCCGCGCACGUCGGUGAGACGGCCUGGAACAUGCGCACCGCCGCCAGGAGCCCCGGAUCGCUGCUGCGGUUCAUGCGCGACGAGGUGCCUGGGGUCACCACGCCCAUGCUCUACGUCGGCAUGCUCUUCAGUUGGUUCGCCUGGCACGUCGAGGACCACGACCUCCACAGCCUCAACUACAUGCACCUCGGCGCCGCCAAGACCUGGUACGGGGUGCCCCGCGACGCCGCGCUCGCCUUCGAGGACGUCGUGCGCGUGCACGGCUACGCCGGGGAGGUGAACCCCCUAGAAGCAUUCGCGACGCUGGGGAACAAAACGACCCUGUUGUCCCCUGAAUUGCUCGUCGGCUCGGGGGUACCCUGCUGCAGGUUGGUGCAGAAUGCAGGGGAGUUUGUGGUCACCUUCCCAGGAUCAUAUCACUGCGGUUUCAGCCAUGGUUUCAACUGUGGCGAGGCAUCAAAUAUAGCUACUCCUGAAUGGUUGAGAGUAGCAAAAGAGGCAGCAGUCAGGAGAGCCUCAAUCAAUCAACCUCCCAUGCUUUCACACUAUCAACUGCUUUACGAACUUGCACUAUCAAUGUGCAUCAGGGACCCGUCCAUUGGGGCAAUGGAACCACGCAGUUCUAGACUGAAGGAAAAGAAGAAGGGUGAAGGGGGACAAUUGGUCAAGAAGUUAUUUGUCCAAAAUGCUAUUCAAGAUAAUGAACUGCUUAGUUGUCUUCUGAAUGAUGGAUCUUCUUGUAUUAUUCUUCCUAUAAAUGCUCAUGAUGGUCCUGUUCUUUCAGCUUUGCGUUCAAGAUCCCAAUUAAUACCUAAAUCCAAGUUGUCAGAUGGGCUAUGCAGCAAUGGAGAAACUCUUGAAGCCUUGGCAAGAUGUACGCAUAAUUCACAUAAUGCAGAAGGUGACAAGGCGGAUGUAAUCAGUGCUGCUGGGCUCUUAGAUCAGGGCUUAUUAUCCUGUGUCAGCUGUGGGAUUUUAAGUUUCUCCUGUGUGGCUGUCAUCAAGCCAAGAGAGUGUGCAUCAAAAUACUUCAUGUCUUAUGAUUAUAAUUCGAUCAAUGAUCAGCUUGUUGAUUCUGGAGGGUGUCAUCUGGCAAAUGCAGCUGGAAGUGAAGGGACCAAUGGUGGCAUUCUACGCCCCGGUUUUGAACUGCAUGGCACUGAAAUACUUCCUGAUGCUGGACCUGUCACUGAUUCUGCUCCUGAUCUUCUGGCAUCUGCUUAUGGAAAUCAACCGGACACUGAUGAACAUAAUCGGAAUAAGAAAAUUAAGGUCUCUCAUGACUCCAGCGAAUUAGACGGAACGAAGAUUCCCUCAAGUAGCAUUAAAUGCCAACAAAGACCAUCAUCCCAGAGCUCUCAGUGUAUUGGCGGCUCAAGUAUUUCGAAUGGACCAAGAGGUGUUCGCACAAGAAACAAAUAUCAACUUAAGAUGGCACUGUCUCAAGGUUUUCAGCUAAAGAAUAAUUAUUGGACAAUGGAACAGAAAGUUCAACCUGAACCGUCAAGGUCAAAAGAGACUGUGAAGGAGCCACUUGAUGCCAGCGGUGCAGAUAAUGAUGCUAGAUGUAGCACUGCAAUUUCUGUGGGUGGCCCUAGAAUCUCUACAACCACGAUGGACAACUUAAAUAAACCAAUUGUGAAAAUUGAUAAGGAUUCAGCAAGAAUGCAUGUAUUUUGUCUUGAGCAUGCCGUCGAGGUUGAGAAGCAACUCCAAGCAAUUGGUGGGGCCCAUGUUAUUCUUUUAUGCCGUCCAGUACUGUUCAAAAUCACAGUAAUACUCUCUAUCAACGUUGAAUAUCUUAGAAUAGAAGCAGAAGCAAGGUCGUUAGCUGCCGAACUGGAAGUUGAGCAUGGCUGGAAGGACAUCCAUUUCAGGGAAGCCAACAUGGAGGACAGGAAGAUGAUUGAAGAACUCCUGCAGGAUGAGGAAUCAAUACCAACAAGCAGUGAUUGGGCUGUAAAGCUGGGAACCAAUCUUUACUACAGUGCAAAUCUGGCCAAAUCUCCUUUACAUAACAAACAAAUACCAUACAACAGGGUCAUCUAUAGGGCAUUUGGCCGCAGUUCUCCUGAUAACUCACCAGUAAAACUGGAAAACUGCGAGGGGAGUCGAGACACGCAGAAGAAAAUAGUCUUGGCUGGCCGAUGGUGUGGGAAAGCAUGGAUGUCAAACCAGGUCCAUCCAUUCCUAGCUCAGAGAAUUGAAAGCAGUGAACUGGAGGAGACCGACAAGUCUAGUGGAGUGGAAGCCUCCAAACGAAAUAGUAGCACUAUAACAGAUGUACCAAAAUCAUCAAGCAAGAAAAGGGAGAACAUGGCUGUGGAGGUAACAACAGACACCAAGAGGCCCAGACUAGCUAAGGGGUACAGCUCCAAAGCAUUAAAAGGCGUUGCUGAAGUGUCCCACCCCUCACCAACUGCAGUGGUUCCCCGUGUCAGCUCUAGGAUUGCCGAUAGAGCAAACAGGCUAAAAUCAGAGAUGACAGAAGAGCCAAAGGCUACUUCCCAUUCGCGAACAAGGCCACCAAAGAAGUUUGAGGUUGAAGCAAAGAAGCAAAUGAAGAUGAGGAAAGAAGACAAGAUGAUGGCUCCAACUGCUCCAAAGGAUGAUGAGGAGCGCCCAUCUGCUACCAAGGGGGGUCCUUCUGUGGGCCCUGCCACUAAGCUGGAGUUUUCUCAGCGUAAGCGCAGAACCAGAACCGAUACGAUGAAGCAACUGAAGAAAGCCACAGGAGAGGAGAGGACUCCAAGAGAUCAUCCAAUGCACGUCGAAGGGUACACAUGCAGCAUCGAGGGUUGUUCGAUGAGCUUUGACACAAGAAAUAAACUGUCCCUGCAUGAGCUUGACAUGUGCCCGGUUGAGGGCUGUGGAAAGAAGUUCUUCACCCACAAGUUUCUGCUGCAGCACGGCAAGGUUCACAUCGAAACGAUGAAGCAACUGAAGAAAGCUACAGGAGAGGAGAGGGCUCCAAGAGAUCAUCGGAUGCGCGUUGAAGGGUACACUUGCACUAUCGAGGGCUGCUCAAUGAGCUUCGACACGAAAAAGGAACUGUCCCUGCAUGAGCGCGACACCUGCCCGGUCAAGGGCUGUGGGAAGAAGUUCUUCACGCACAAGUAUCUGCUGCAGCACCGCAAGGUCCACACAGACGACCGUCCGCUGAAGUGCCCGUGGGAGGGCUGCGACGUGGCGUUCAAGUGGGCAUGGGCCAGGACAGAGCACCUUAGGGUUCAUACGGGCGACAGGCCCUAUGUUUGCCGUGAGCCAGGGUGUGCAGAGACGUUCAGGUUUAUAUCAGAUUUCAGCCGUCACAAGCGCGAGACAGGCCACUCAACCAAGCAGACUAAAACCAAGACAUGA